CUGAAUUUAUUUUACAGAUAUCAGAUAUACCUCGAAUAAGUAACGAUGUAUUUACAGUGUUGCACUAAAUAACAACAAUAUCAUAUAUUAUGAGUAGUGAAGAAAAAGUUUUAUUGCCUCAUCAUGAACAGCAAAACCUAUGUACAACCAGACUUCCGUAUAGGCAAGGAAGAAAAUUAACAGCAGUUAAGGUGUAUACAAUAGCCAGAGAAUCAAAUCAUCUUCUAAUAUUUGGUGUCCCUUCGCUCAACUUACGGCAAGAAACAAAAUCACUUUUCAUUAAGUUUGGAAAGCUUUUACAGUUCAAUAUAUCGACACAACACAAAGCGGACAUAUUCACAGAGACGUACCAUGCACAAUUUGAAAGAAUACAUACGGCAAGAAUAGCCAAAAAGAUGCUCGAUACUAAAAACUUUUAUGGAGGCAUAUUGCAUGUUUGUUACGCCCCUGAAUUGGAAAGUAUUGAAGAAACUCGUUUAAAAUUACUUACAAGACAUAAUGAUGUUGUUUUUAGAUUGAAAAACUUAGAGAAAGAGAGAGUUGAAAAGAAGGAACAUCCAAAAGAUGAUAAAGUUGAGAUACAGACGAAAAAACUAAACAUGGGUGUUAUAAAUACUAUUUCAUUUGGUGAGGAGAUUAAAGAUAUUUCAUGCAAACGGAAGAAGGAAUAUUCUCAGUCUCCUGUUAUAUCUAAGCAAUUUAAACCAUGUUUUGUUGACAAAGUUAAAAAUACACAAAGUGAGACUUCUAUUGAGCAAAAGGAUAUAGAAAUUGUAGAUUGUACUUCAGUUGAGAAAGAGGUUGUGUCAAAUAUUGAUGAAGCGUUGAAUUAUAAAAACUUUGGUAAUGAAGUUGUUAGAAAGGUGUCAGAAAAGCCAAUCAAUAAAAUAAAGUUUACUUUGCAUAAGAGUUGAUUUUGAGUUUGUUUUUUACCUACAUCUUAUGUGCGUGCCAUAAUUAACAUAAUUCCAUCUAUAUAUCCAUCCUUCUCUAACCUAAUAGCCUAAACACAUGAUCGGAUUUGGUACGGCCGAACCAUCGGACAAGCUCGCGUCUCA
Messenger RNA from Leptidea sinapis, 1058 nucleotides. RefSeq names its product RNA-binding protein 48. Bases 90 to 914 code for a protein of 274 amino acids. Lineage: Eukaryota; Metazoa; Arthropoda; Insecta; Lepidoptera; Pieridae. Gene Ontology annotation, cellular component: nucleoplasm. The transcript is spliced from 2 exons. The record is from RefSeq and is a predicted model, not a curated record. Gene Ontology annotation, molecular function: nucleic acid binding.